Messenger RNA from Pungitius pungitius (ninespine stickleback), 1262 nucleotides. RefSeq names its product selenoprotein T, 2 (gene selenot2). The transcript is spliced from 6 exons. Gene Ontology annotation, biological process: cell redox homeostasis. The record is from RefSeq and is a predicted model, not a curated record. Gene Ontology annotation, molecular function: thioredoxin-disulfide reductase (NADPH) activity. Gene Ontology annotation, cellular component: endoplasmic reticulum membrane. Lineage: Eukaryota; Metazoa; Chordata; Actinopteri; Perciformes; Gasterosteidae.
CCACAAAUACAAGUACAAAUUACCUAUUUAAUAAUAAUCUAUGCAGUAAAGGGACAUACUCAAGUACUCAACAUCCAAACGGACCACUCUGCACUUGUGUUGCGGUGUCUAACCGGAAGUAGUGUUAUGGAUGAUAAUGCUUCCGGACAGAUAGGUCGACCCUCUUCUCAGACAGCAGCAGACAUGGCGGAGUACAGCCAGGCGGGCCUCCUGGCGGCUCUGCUCCUCUUCACGGCGCUCACGCUCCGGGACGUUUAUCUCGGCCGUUCGAGCCUGCAGCUGGAACAACAGCCGACCGAAAGCCCUGGUCUCUCCCCGGACACCUUACCGGACAAUGGACCCGGAAGAGCCGCCAAGCCCUCACUGUACUCUGGGCCAAUGCUCAAGUUCCAGUACUGUAUUUCCUGAGGGUACAACAAAGUGUUUCAGGAGUACUCUCGAGCCAUCAGCCAGUUGUACCCGGACAUCCGCAUCGAAGGCGAAAACUUCCCUCCCACCCCCUUCAACAGGUGUGCUGGUACCCUCAUCUCUUACCUGAAGCUCCUCUCCAUCCUGCUGAUCGUCAGUGGUCAGAAUCCCUUCAUAUUUCUUGGGAUGGACACUCCAAGAGCCUGGAACUGGAGUCAGGACAACAAGAUCUUCUCCUGUCUGAUGGCCUUCUUCCUCUGUAACAUGAUGGAGACUCACUUCCUGUCUACAGGAGCCUUCGAGGUCACUCUGAACGAUGUUCCUGUGUGGUCGAAACUUCAAUCGGGUUACGUCCCAAACAUCCAGGAGAUCUUCCAGAUCCUCGACAACCACCUGAAGAUGAACCAGGUGGAUCCCAGGAGCUUCUCUUCAUCUUAGAGCUGCUCAGUCUCUGUCUCUCAUCAGCUGUGCUGCAUUCAGGUGUCCCGGUUUAGUGGUUCGUUCAGCCGCUGGCGUUCAUGAAGGCUCGGCCUUAAAGCAGACUCUGCGGGGCCCGGCUGGAUGUCCCCGCCGCAAAGUGAGCGUUCCCUCUACGCUGGGUCACAACAGCACUACAGUAUGCACCCGUUUCUGUUGGCACAGUUUGUUUUUUAUUGUAGUUCCAGGUUCAGUUUGUUCAGAAUGAAACUACGGUACCACUGUUGACUUCAUGCUCAUUAGCACCAGACUUGAAACAAAUAAACGCAAAUGCAAUCAAUAAAAUCUGGUUUAUGUAACUGUCAGUUACUUCUUUGUCAUCAUUGAUUCUGUAAAAUGUCUGAAACGAGAAUAAAAAGGAGUUUAAAUUCCUAAAA